Molecule: messenger RNA, 2529 nt
Organism: Eubalaena glacialis (North Atlantic right whale)
Lineage: Eukaryota; Metazoa; Chordata; Mammalia; Artiodactyla; Balaenidae
Gene: TRPV1
Product: transient receptor potential cation channel subfamily V member 1
Exons: 15
Coding region: 16-2529 (837 amino acids)
Biological process (GO): calcium ion import across plasma membrane
Cellular component (GO): membrane
Molecular function (GO): calcium channel activity; protein binding
Source: RefSeq, a predicted model, not a curated record
AGAGGAUCUGACAGGAUGAAGAAAUGGGGGAGCUCAGACUUAUGGGAAUCUCAGGACCUGCCUCAAGAGGACUCCUGCCCAGAGCCCCUAGAUGGAGACCCUAACUCCAGGCCAGCUCCAGCCAAGCCCCACAGCUUCCCUGUGGCCAAGAGCCGCAGCCGGCUCUUUGGAAAGGGUGAUUCGGAGGACACAUCCCUCAUGGACUGCUCUUCUGAGGAAGGUCAGCUGGCAUCCUGCCCGGCCAUCACAGUCAGCCCUGUUGUCAUCGUCCAGAGGCCUGGGGAUGGUCCCACCUGUGCCAGGCAGCCGCCCCAGGACUCUGCUGCCGAGAACCUCAAGCUCUACGAUCGCAGGAAGAUCUUUGAAGCAGUUGCUCAGAAUAACUGCAAGAAGCUGCAGAGCCUGCUGCUCUUUCUGAAGAAGAGCAAGAAGCAUCUCACGGACAGCGAAUUCAAAGACCCGGACACGGGGAAGACCUGCCUGCUGAAAGCCAUGCUCAACCUGCACAACGGGCAGAACGACACCAUCCCGCUGCUCCUGGAGAUCGCCCGGCAGACGGACAGCCUGAAGGAGCUGGUCAACGCCAGCUACACGGACAGCUACUACAAGGGCCAGACGGCACUGCACAUUGCCAUCGAGAGACGGAACAUGGCACUGGUGACCCUCCUGGUGGAGAACGGGGCCGACGUCCAGGCCGCGGCCAAUGGGGACUUCUUUAAGAAAACCAAAGGGCGGCCUGGCUUCUAUUUUGGUGAGCUGCCCCUCUCCCUGGCUGCGUGCACCAACCAGCUGGGCACCGUGAAGUUCCUGCUGCAGAACUCCUGGCAGUCGGCCGACAUCAGCGCCAGGGACUCGAUGGGCAACACUGUGCUGCACGCGCUGGUGGAGGUGGCUGACAACACGGCCGACAACACCAAGUUUGUGACGAGCAUGUACAAUGAGAUUCUGAUCCUGGGGGCCAGACUCCACCCUGCGCUGAAGCUGGAGGAGCUCACCAACAAGAAGGGGCUGACGCCGUUGGCUCUGGCUGCCAGGAGUGGGAAGAUCGGGGUCCUGGCCUAUAUUCUCCAGAGGGAGAUCCAGGAGCCCGAGUGCAGGCACCUGUCCAGGAAGUUCACCGAGUGGGCCUAUGGGCCCGUGCACUCCUCACUGUAUGACCUGUCCUGCAUCGACACCUGUGAGAAGAACUCAGUGCUGGAGGUGAUUGCCUACAGCAGCAGUGAGACACCUAAUCGCCAUGACAUGCUCUUAGUGGAGCCGCUCAACCGCCUCCUGCAGGACAAGUGGGACAGAUUCGUCAAGCGCAUCUUCUACUUCAACUUCUUCAUCUACUGCCUGUAUAUGAUCAUCUUCACCACGGCCGCCUACUACAGGCCUGUGGAAGGCCGGCCUCCCUUUAAGCUGAAACACACCGUUGGGGGCUAUUUCCGAGUCACUGGAGAGAUUCUUUCUGUAGCAGGGGGAGUCUACUUUUUUUUCCGAGGGAUUCAAUAUUUCCUGCAGAGACGGCCAUCACUGAAGACCUUGUUUGUGGACAGCUACAGUGAGAUGCUUUUCUUUGUGCAGUCACUGUUCAUGCUGGGGACCGUCGUGCUAUACUUCUGCCACUGCAAGGAGUACGUGGCCUCCAUGGUUUUCUCCCUGGCCAUGGGCUGGACCAACAUGCUCUACUACACCCGCGGCUUCCAGCAGAUGGGCAUCUAUGCUGUCAUGAUUGAGAAGAUGAUCCUGAGAGACCUGUGUCGCUUCAUGUUUGUUUACCUCGUUUUCUUAUUUGGGUUUUCCACAGCGGUGGUGACACUGAUUGAGGAUGGGAAGAAUGACUCCGUGUCGGCUGAGUCGACGUCGCACAGGUGGCGAGGUCCUGGCUGCCGGCCAUCCGACAGCUCCUACAACAGCCUGUACUCCACGUGUCUGGAGCUGUUCAAGUUCACCAUCGGCAUGGGCGACCUGGAGUUCACGGAGAACUAUGACUUCAAGGCUGUCUUUGUCAUCCUGUUACUGGCCUAUGUGGUUCUCACGUACAUCCUCCUGCUCAACAUGCUCAUUGCCCUCAUGGGUGAGACGGUCAACAGGAUCGCACAGGAGAGCAAGAACAUCUGGAAGCUGCAGAGAGCCAUCACCAUCCUGGACACGGAGAAGAGCUUCCUUAAGUGUAUGAGGAAGGCCUUUCGCUCAGGCAAGCUGCUGCAGGUGGGGUACACAGCUGACGGCAAGGACGACUACAGGUGGUGUUUCAGGGUGGACGAGGUGAAUUGGACCACCUGGAACACCAACGUGGGCAUCAUCAAUGAAGACCCGGGCAACUGUGAGGGCAUUAAACGCACCCUGAGCUUCUCCCUGCGGUCGGGCCGAGCUGCAGGGAGGAACUGGAAGAACUUUGCCCUGGUUCCCCUCUUAAGAGAUGCAAGUACUCGAGAAAGGCACCCUGCCCAGCCUGAGGAAGUUCAUCUGAAGCACUUCGCGGGGUCCCUCAAGCCAGAAGAUGCCGAGAUUAUCAAGGAUUCUGCUGCUUUAGGGGAGAAGUGA